Messenger RNA from Glycine soja, 1272 nucleotides. RefSeq names its product glycine-rich RNA-binding protein 4, mitochondrial-like. Gene Ontology annotation, cellular component: catalytic step 2 spliceosome; U2 snRNP; precatalytic spliceosome. The transcript has 4 exons. The record is from RefSeq and is a predicted model, not a curated record. Bases 73 to 555 code for a protein of 160 amino acids. Gene Ontology annotation, biological process: mRNA splicing, via spliceosome. Lineage: Eukaryota; Viridiplantae; Streptophyta; Magnoliopsida; Fabales; Fabaceae. Gene Ontology annotation, molecular function: RNA binding.
AGACACCUACAUCAAUUAUGUCAUCACCUUCACAAGAAGGGAAGUUGUGAGUUUGUUUCGAAAAUCCUUCCGAUGGCACAACAAGUUCAAGUUCAAGUAUUCAGUACAUGUUAUUAUUGUCCACCACCUCAAUAUGUAUCCCUUCGCCGAAUCGGAAUUUUGAACCAAUUAAAGUGUGCUACUAUUCCUUCACUCUCAGUUUCCGCCUCUUCUGUUCUUCGCAACGCGUCGUUUUGCUGCACCUCUUCUGUCCCAUGCAAUUUGCCUUCUUCACCCAAAAUCUUCGUCAAAGGGCUUCCUCUCUCAACCUCCGAAGGACAUUUGAUGAAGGUGUUUUCAGAGUUUGGUGAAGUUACUCUAAUCCAGCUUCCAAUAGAUAAAGAAUCAGGGCAGUCUUUAGGAUUUGCAUACAUUUGGUUUGUCAAGGAAGAGUCUGCACAAUUGGCUGUCCUAGAGAUGAAUGGAAAGUUUUUUUAUGGCAGGUUUAUUUAUGUUACCAUUGCAAAGCCUGGAUCAUCAAAAAGUUCCAAGAGGGCAACGGCCUACAAAUUUUAAUCAUAUGAAAAAUCGGCAAUCACAUUUUAUUCGUCCCUUUCCUCCCCCCCAAAAAAAAAAGAAAAAAGGAAAAGCUAUUCUAGCAAUUUUUUUAUAAUUGUCAGUGCCCAUAAACUUUUCCACUGUCUUCUUGUUGAAUCUCGGUGGCUGCUUUGAUAGCUGUUGUGACUACACUCAAGGCUCCGGAUAUGGUACCUCAGUGAUCGGCCAGUGGAGCUGCAAGUAAGGGUGGGACCAACACUCAAGAAGAAUAGAAGAUUCACACGUUGAAGCAAGGGUCUUCUCAAAGACUGAAAUAUAAAAGCAUAUAUGCCUGGAAGGAGUCAUAGAGUUGGUUGGAGCUUGAAGAGCUUAUUGUGUUGCUAUGAUGAAACUUGCCACCCUUUACCCUUAUAUUUGGAUUUAUGAUAGAGGGUGUCAUUUCUUAACGAUGGUUAAGCAGCAGUAUAUUAGCCACCAGGAUCGGAGGGAGUCUUCUGGGAUCAUCAGAGAGGUUCUAUCUUAGUUCCUAAGAGAAGGAGACCAGAUUCUGCUGAAUUUCAAUUGGCUCUUAAGUCUAAACUGAUUUCUCGAGUUUGUUUGUCAUUAGUUAGCUAAUUUUGUUAAGAAUGGAUGUCAUUAUUUAUUUUUUUGUAUUUAUCUUUAGUUGUAUCUUUUGUAUUGAUAAAUAAGUUAUUUUUCUUUGAAUAAAUAUACAUAAUUAUCCUUCCUUCUAAA